GGAGUAGACAAUUCAGUUCUCAAAAUGAGGUUGAUAGUGUCGUUAUCGGCUCUCUUGGCCAUCUUUGGGUCCAUUGAAGCCUUUGUGGACCCCCAUUGUGACGGCAAACAAGUGGUAGUCCAUCUGUUCGAAUGGAAGUGGACCGAUGUGGCUUUGGAAUGCGAAAGGUUCCUAGCACCCGCCGGUUAUUGCGGGGUUCAGAUAUCCCCGCCCCAUGAGCAUGUAUUCCUUCCCGAGGACAAUUGCCCCUGGUGGCAAAGGUAUCAACUGGUGAGUUAUCAGCUCGAGUCUCGAUCUGGAACGCGGGAUCAGUUUGUGGACAUGGUCCAUCGAUGUAAUGCAGUGGGCGUCAGGAUCUUUGCUGAUGUGAUUCUGAACCAUGCGGCUGGAAUGGGUCGGAAAGGUCCUGGGUUUGCGGGCACGGAUUUUGACACCACGGACGACAAGCAUGACUUCCCGGGCAUUCCAUAUUCUGACGAGAACUUCACUCCAAGGGAACUGUGCCCGUCGGAUAGUGGAUCUGUGGACAAUUAUUCCGUAGAGGACAACGUCAGGAACUGUUAUUUGGUGGGCCUAUCCGAUCUUUAUGGGGCCCAGGAGUAUGUGCAACAAAAGCAAGCCGAUUACCUCAAUGACAUGAUCGACAUUGGUGUGGCUGGAUUUCGAGUGGACGCUGCCAAGCACAUGUGGGCAGAGGAUAUUGCGGCCAUUCAAGCACUUUUGAAGCCUCUAAACGUGGAACAAGGUUUUAAGGCGGGUUCACAGCCUUUCUUUAUGCAUGAGGUCAUUGACCGUGAUGAUGGCGUGGUCAGAGUCCAAGAGUACUACGAUUUAGGCAUCGUCACCGAGUUCCGUUAUUCCCAAAAGAUGGCUUGGGCCUCAACAGGAGAUUGGGGACAAUUUGGAGGACUCUACGAUCCAGGAUGGGGUAUGAGUGACCCUGAGCAUGCCUUUGUUUUUGUGGACAACCACGACAAUCAACGAGGUCAUGGAGGAUCUGGCGACGUUGUUACAUUCAAAGAUGGCAAAUUGUACGCCUAUGCCGUUUCGGCCAUGUUAGCCUCUGAAUACGGCUUCACCCGAGUGAUGAGCAGCUAUGACUUUGACAACAGUGACCAAGGACCGCCCUCGUUGGACGAUUUUGUAACCUCUGAUGUCACAAUUAAUGAAGACGGAUCCUGUGGCGGAGGAUGGGUGUGCGAGCAUCGUUGGAAUGCCAUUGCCAAAAUGGUCCAAUUUCGGAAUGCCGUGGCUGGUGCUCCGCAAGAGAACUUCUGGUCUGAAGGGGAUUCCAUGGGGCUCUCGAGGACUGGAAAAGGAUUUUUCGCCAUGAGUCAAAGAUCAGGGUUCACAGCAUCAGUUCAAACCGGCCUUCCUGGUGGAGAUUAUUGCAAUAUCAUUGACUCUUGCGCUUCUUCUGUUACGGUACAGAGUGAUGGAACGGCUGAUAUUUCCAUCAACAAUGACGACGGCGUAUUAGCCAUUUGUGUUGGCUGCAAAGGGGACGAAAUUGUUCCCGGACCUACCAGUGCCCCUGGGGAAACCACAACAAAAACCACUAUAACCACCAUGAUAACUUUCGACACUACAACCACUGCAACCAGUCAAGACACCACGCUCCCGGACACUGACACAACAAUUGAAUUUUCCACGCCACCUGCUGCCACAGAGUGUUGUACCACUAUCAACGUUCAAACGGAUUCGAGUCCUGACGACUCAAUCAAAGAUGUGUUUGGAGAAUAUUCCUUUACUGGAGUCUCUGAGGAUGGCUAUCCCAUUUAUAGGAUCGACGGAGACGGAUUGAACUAUCUUUAUUUCAUCAACGACUUUUCCCAUCAUUUCAAAGGAUGGAUCAUUGGUGAAGAUAGCACCUCUGAUGUGGGAAAGAUUUCCAGAGAAGGUGAUGAACAUUGCAUUGAAGGGAAAAGUGAUGAAUGGUAUUAUGUUAUGGCCAAUGAACUUGUCCCAGUGGACUCUAUCACGGUAGACUGUGUUGGUGGUCCCAAUCCCACCAACCCAGGAACAGACGAUACGACCACAAAAACCACCCCAGGAUCCUCAGGUGAAUGUUGUGAUGGUAUUUUCUUUGGAUCUACUGGGGGCAUUGGAGACGACUUACCAGCCAUCCAAGGCAACUACUUGAUGUCAGAGGUGGGCGACACUGGUCGCCUGGUUUAUGAACACGAGUCUGGCCAAUACUUCUUGUACUACCAUGAUGAUCCUGCCUUCCACUUCAAGGGUUGGUUGAUAAGCAUAGAUCCAACCUCAAACGAUUGGAUUGCUUUGAACGAAGGAGUGGCAGAGUGCGCUCAGGACUUGAGUUCCGGUUGGGAGUUCUUCAUGGAGAAUCAAUGGGUUCAAGAUUCGUCUGUGACUGUGGAUUGCAUUGC
Molecule: messenger RNA, 2390 nt
Organism: Tigriopus californicus
Lineage: Eukaryota; Metazoa; Arthropoda; Copepoda; Harpacticoida; Harpacticidae
Product: alpha-amylase-like
Biological process (GO): carbohydrate metabolic process
Molecular function (GO): alpha-amylase activity; cation binding
Source: RefSeq, a predicted model, not a curated record